AUGGAGGGAAAUAAAGGGCUGUCCGUCUUGCCUUAUCUCUUGGAGGACUCUUCUGUGGUGGGGCUGAUGAGGGUUAAAGACCAGCAGGUGCCAAUCACUACCACAGCAGUGCACUGGCAGCAAUAUGUCACCAACCAAGACCCUCUGAUUCCCAUCCAUAAAGUGAUAGGUGCUGAUGAAUUGAGGCUGUCAAAUGGAACUGGCCCCUGCUCUGGAAGAGUGGAAGUAAAACAUAAUGAGAUAUGGGGAACUGUGUGCGAUGGUGACUGGACCAGAGAAGAUGCUGAGGUUGUUUGCAAGCAGCUACGAUGUGGCUAUGCUGUUCAGGCCCUUAACCGAGCUCCUUUUGGAGAAGGGUCUGGACCAACGUGGUUGUACCGAGUGGAUUGCCGUGGAGAUGAACCGGCCCUCUGGAACUGCUCACAUCUAGGAUGGGGUGCUUUCACCUGCCCUCAUUACUUUGAUACUGGAGUGAUCUGCUCAGGUUUCUCUGCUCUGCAGCUGACUGGAGGGGACACGGUCUGCUCAGGACAGCUGAAAGUAAAGCAGGAAGAAACAUGGGCUGCAGUCUGUUUUUCACACAUAAAUUUCCAAACUGCCUCUGUUAUAUGUAAUGAGUUAGAGUGCGGCCAGGCAGUGGAUAUUGUGAGAGGAACUCACUUUGGAGACAGACAUGAACUGAUCUGGCAGGAAGAGUUUCACUGUGUAGGGAACGAAAAUCACCUUGCACACUGUCCCAGGAUGUUGAGCCAUAGUACGAAGUGCUCUCACGGUGCCACUGUUGUAUGUUCAGGCUAUGGUGGGUACAGGCUGGCAAAUGGCAGUACUGCAUGCUCAGGAAGAGUGGAGCUUCUUCAUGGAGGCACGUGGGGAGACCUGUGUGACUACCUGUGGGAUCUGCAAACUGCCAAUGCCCUCUGCCAGCAGCUGGACUGUGGACUUGCCCUACUGAUACCAGAUGGACAGUCCUUUGGGAAAGGAAAUGGAUCUGUCUGGAAUGGGACAUCCAGCUGCAAGAACAAAUCAUGCUUGAGAGACCAUCCUGUGAGGCCGCUGGCUCACCAUGAGUGUCCUCCUGGAAAAGAUGCUCAUGUGGUAUGCUCAGGGUGCUCAGGGGGCAGGCUGGUGAAUGGCACCACGUGCUCUGGCAGAGUGGAGAUUCGCCAUGGAAACACAUGGGGAAGACUCUGCCACUCCCACUGGAACGUGCAGGCUGCCAGCAUUCUCUGUCGCCAGCUGAACUGUGGAUAUGCGAAGUCCAUCCAGCCAGGAGAGCAUUUUGUGGAUGGGGAUGGGCCUGUAUGGAGAGAUGCUUUUCACUGUAAAGGGACAGAGUCCUGCCUGCGGGACUGUGAUCAAGUGACUUUGGGCAAUCCAGCCUGUUCAGCCAGAGAAGCAGCCACAGUUAUUUGCUCAGGUCCCUCAGAGUCACUCAGAUUCUCUGGUGGUGAGAGCCGCUGUGAUGGGCGAGUUGAGAUCUUCCUCCAUGGCAUGUGGAGCAGAGUCCUGGAUGAUGACUGGGACAUGCAGGAUGUUCAUGUGGCAUGCAGACAGCUCCAGUGUGGAACUGCUGAAAAAAACUAUUACCUCCCAAGGUCUGAGAGAGGCAUGGGUCUGGUUGGCUUGAGAAGUGUCCAGUGUGGUGGAAACGAGACUCAGCUGCUGCACUGUAAAACCUCUCCUUCUUGGACAGCACCAGCAGGAGUUGCCGAGGAUGUUGGUGUGGUUUGCUCUGGGAGCAGGCAGGUCAGGCUGGUGAACGGAACAAACCGCUGUGCUGGGAGAGUAGAGCUUUACCACCAUGGCAUCUGGGGCACCGUCUGUGAUGACAACUGGGAUCUGCCAGAUGCUAACGUAGUUUGCAAACAGCUGGGAUGUGGACAUGCCAUCAAGGCAUUUGUGUCUGCUCAUUAUGGUGAAGGCACAGGACAGAUCUGGCUGGAUGAUGUGAACUGCACUGGGGCUGAAUCUGAUCUCUGGGCAUGUCCCGCAAGGGCAUGGGGCCAGCACAACUGUCGACACAAAGAGGAUGCUGGAGUUCUGUGCUCAGAGUUCCUGGCUGUGAGGCUGGCGAACGGCAGUGAGUGUGCUGGGCGCCUAGAGGUGUUCUACAACGGGACGUGGGGCAGCGUCUGCUCCAACCGCAUGUCUCAGCUGGCUGCGGCGACGGCCUGCAAGCAGCUGGGCUGCGGCCACGGUGGUGAGAUCGCCAGCGACUUCAGAUACGGCAGAGGUUCUGGGCCAACAUGGCUGGACCACAUUGAGUGUACCAAGGAGCACAGCUCUCUCUGGCAGUGCCAGUCAGACCCCUGGAACCCUCAGUCAUGUGAUAACCGAGCAGAGGAGACCCACAUUUCUUGCCAUGGAAGAAAAGAGGGGAUGUCUUCAGCCACAUUUGCUGAGUGUCCAAACUCUUCAAGCUGUUCAGACAGGGAGAAGUUACGAGUCACAGGAGGACAAGAUGGAUGUUCAGGCAGAGUGGAGAUUUGGCACCAAGGCUCCUGGGGAACAGUCUGUGAUGAUUCCUGGGAUAUGGCAGAUGCUAAUGUUGUAUGCAAGCAGCUGGGUUGUGGAUUUGCUGUGUCUGCUCUGAGUGAAGCUGCCUUUGGGGAAGGGACUGGUCCCAUCUGGUUGGAGAAGGUGCACUGCAAAGGUACAGAGCUCUCUCUCUGGGACUGCUCUGCCCAGCCCUUGCGCAGCAAAAACUGUGAUCACAAGGAAGAUGCUGCUGUGAAUUGCUCUGGUUAGUGACUGGUCCUUUGGUUCAGCACAGAGGUCUGGGAAGGAUGUGGAUAAUUCUGACUUGCAGGAACCUCACAAAUGCUGUGAAGAUGUUCUCCCUAUUUUUCACAUUUGCCCCUUCUUUAAUCUGGACUCACCUUCCUUUCGCAGGCACGACAGAAACAGCAGCAGCACCCACUAGAGCAGGUAAAAACAUUCUGUCUUCCUCCUUUCUUUCUCCCAUCAAAUGAGGAUUUAAUGUCCCUCAUUCUGCAUAGAGGGUGAAUCAGCAGCAUAUUUCAGCUCAUCAGAAAGCAUCUCUUACAGCCUUUUGCAAAGGAGAGUCGAGUGGCACUAUCCCCAGCUGCUUCGUUCUAGCAGCUUGAGCAGGACCCACAACUGGGCAGCAGG
Dryobates pubescens (Downy woodpecker) is the source of this 3132-nucleotide messenger RNA. Its product is annotated as antigen WC1.1-like. Gene Ontology annotation, cellular component: membrane. Bases 1 to 2748 code for a protein of 915 amino acids. NCBI's taxonomy places the organism in Eukaryota, Metazoa, Chordata, Aves, Piciformes, Picidae. The transcript is spliced from 10 exons. The record is from RefSeq and is a predicted model, not a curated record.